AUGUCGUCAGCUCCCUCGGUACCGGAACGGUUAACUGAGAUAUUAUCUACUUCGACUUCCCCGCUUGAAUCGCUGAUAGAGCUUGAGGGAGAGAUCAACAUCAAACAUUUGCAGGAUGGCACAGCAAGUGAUAGGGAGUUUUUAAGCACAUAUUACUCUUCAUAUUUAAUAUGUCUUCUUCUUGACGAUGAUAUCCAUGAAGCUCGUAUGAUAUUCCGCCGCUUGCCUCUUACUCUACUUGAGGAUGAUACCUUGAUGAAAGCUCUCGAAAAGCUAGUACGAGCGGUUGGGACGAGGGACCAUGGGACAGUUUAUGAGAUUCUCAAGACAGCCCCAUGGCAUAAGCUUACUGAACCUCUAGUUCAGUCCUAUACUGUUCAUUACCGGAACAAGGUCAUAGACGAUACCAGUUUAUCGUAUAAGACGGUUAGACUACCCACCAUCGAAUCAAAGCUAGGACUUGAGCCAGACUCGGACGCUAUGCAAGAUACUGGCGACGAUGUACCAUCACAAUUGAUACAGGAUCUUUCUGCAAAAGGCUGGACCUAUGAUUCUGUUUCAAGGUUGAUGCACCCCGCAAGGCCAGUAACUCAGCCGGGUGCACAAGAGAGGAUAACGCUCGGGCAAGUAACUGCACUUAUCGGGAACCAUGGAAGUGGCUGA
Molecule: messenger RNA, 663 nt
Organism: Trichophyton verrucosum HKI 0517
Lineage: Eukaryota; Fungi; Ascomycota; Eurotiomycetes; Onygenales; Arthrodermataceae
Product: COP9 signalosome subunit 8 (CsnH), putative
Exons: 3
Coding region: 1-663 (220 amino acids)
Source: RefSeq, a predicted model, not a curated record